Molecule: messenger RNA, 2220 nt
Organism: Mycena citricolor
Lineage: Eukaryota; Fungi; Basidiomycota; Agaricomycetes; Agaricales; Mycenaceae
Source: the annotation of a GenBank genome assembly
AUGGUCUCUGAUGAUCUGGCAAGGGAAUAUGGCGGCUCCCUCCCGGCAGAGGCGACAUCGACCCCCGCGGACACCCCCGUCACCCCCGCAAACACCCCCGCCGCUGAAGAGCUACCCCCGCCAGUCUCAACGGCGGGACCUCAGCCCACCACACUGGCUGCAAGUGGUCUCAACUCUUUCAAUAACGUCUCCCUGCUGGCUCCUGGUAUUGCUCAUCGACUUCUGCAAAGCCAGUGUCCUUCGUGCUUUUCCCUCAAGGACUGGGGCCGUCCACUCUCCGCGUUCAAUUCUCCCUUGUUUCCGCUCUCAGAAGGAUCUGACGCGAAGAUUUUCAGUGGCGGUGACGUCCAAUUUGGUGCCGAUGGCUGCUUCAGCUACCGGCAUCUCCGAGCCGCGGGCACAGGUCCAUCCUUGUUCAACCAGGACUACUUCCUCACACAUGAAGAAGUCCACAGGGUUCAAGAAGCUGUGAUCUUGGCACGGAAAUUGCCGAAACCGUUCAGAGAUUCUCCGAUUCCAUCAGAGAUAGUGGAUGCCUGUGGGGAGUCGUGGACAGCGGCAAAUGAGAACAAGCAGAAAGGAGAUCCUAAGCGUUAUGACUCCACCAGCAUUUUCGCUCUGACAUGCCGCCACUCACAAGUCUUGUUCAUGUGCAACAUAGAUACUCCAGGAGAGCAGCAGCACUAUAUUAUUGCACUGCUGGAAAAAGUAGCGUCAUAUCUCCCACCCAACGCAACUAUCAUGCAAUGCUAUUAUGGCUCACGUCGCAUAGCCACCCUUGAUGAAUACGUCGAAUUUGUCAAUUGUGAAGGCAUUACCAAUCUGGCAAGCUGGAUUGAACGUCAGCACAAUAAAAACAUUCCACAGAAAUCAAAUCAAGCAACCAAGAGGAUUAAUAGUGCGGGUGUAACUAUCUCAGACCUGCGUGGUCAAUGGCAGGCACAAUUGAAUGUUCAGAUAUCACUCCGAUCCAGCCCGCCGGUCCGUGUCCAACGCGACCUCGGCAAAAUUGUCGGCCUUCAAAACCAAGUUGAAGAAAUUGAAGACACACUGGAACAACUUCAGAAGACUAUCGGAGACAGACUGAGCUCGCAGUCAGCUCAUGAAGCGAUAAAGGAUCUACAGUCCACACAGGUCAAGCUCAGUCAUCAAGCUGAGCGCCUGUACACUUCACUUGAUCUCGAGACUCAUUAUCCAGAACUGGCUGGACUCCCUUUUGAAUUUGUUCAAAUGCUCCUACUCAUGAGGGAUCUCAAGCUACAGAUCUGUAAGCAAGCGAUUGGCACAUUCUUGGAGUGGGAGAACUUGGAUCGUGCUGUUCAAGGACGCCGUGAGCCACUGGGUACAAAGCUUCACCAAGCGGCCCGGAAGGCCCUUUCAAAGCGUCAGCCUACUCUUCAUCGCCUGAUUGACAAGUUCAACUCUCUUUGCUCCCGACUGGAAGAAAUUCAGUCGCCUCAUUGUUCUGUUCCCAUUCCUGUCCCUCUGCCGACCAAACUCAAUGAGCUCAAAUCUCACACAAAUCUCUUUGAAGAUAUCUGGAUUUCUCCAUCGGAGGGAGCCGUCCCGUUGUGGCUUUCUGAUGAUUGUGUCCGUGAAGGCAUCACAAGUCUGCAUGUACUUGACCGCUGUCAUGAGGAAGAGCUUAGACUUGGGAGAGAGAGUGAAAACAUGCUGCGCUGGAUCAACCAGGAGACUUCGCUGAUUUCUCAGGCAUUGCACAAUGAUGAAAAUUCUGUGCUCCAACACGAGCUUCAAAAACAGUCCGACUUUCUCUCACGAGUUUCUGCAAGAUGGCAGCGUCAACUCAAAACCCCACAACCACUGCUCCUGGCCGUGGAGCCCAGGCUGGUUACUGACCCCCGCGCGUUGACCCCUGCGUCAGCCCCCGCCAAUGUUUCUGUCAGAGACCCCGCCAUCACACCAUCAGGCGGGGUUCUGGGCAACCCCGCAUCAGACCCCGCAGAUCGACCCCCGCCGGAUCCAGUCGAAGCGGAUCGUGUUGAGGAUGACAUGAAUAAGUCCCCACUUGCUGAUUCUGAAAUAGUGUCCCCAGAUGACCUUGAUACAUGUCAUUCUGACUCAGAGGAGGCUCUGGCUGCAAUGGAUUUAAUGGAAAUGGACGAAGAUGAAGACACGGCAACAAUUGAAUGGGAUAAUUGCAACGUUCCAAUUUCUUGGGCAUCUCUCUCAGCGGCAAGUGGACCGCAUAUAUUGUGA